UCACCUUCUCCUUUCUUCACUUACGUUUCCGUCCGCUUCGUGUCCGAUACCCUCUCUAUUACCAUACUCGACUACCGAUUCGAUUCCGUCUGUUGCCGGCGCGACUUGUUAAAUCGCUAUGGCGGAGAUGGUCGGCUCCAUGGUCGCCGGUGAGGUUGUCAACCGGACUUCCUCCUUUCUCAUCAGCAAGCACCGGGAGAGACUAACGACGCGAGAAGGCAUCGAGAGGCUGGAGAUGGCGCACAUCAAGAUGGAGGCCGCGCUGGAGGUGUUCAGCCGGUGGCAGGUCACCGACAUGUCCCUUCUCCUCUGGCGGCGGAAGCUGAGACGCGCCGCAGACGACUGCGAUGUCGCGCUGCACCGGUGGAAGCUGCGGGAGCUGGAGGAGGAGGCAGCCAGGGAGAGGCUGGCGCUGGCGCCCUUCCCUAGGCGGGUCGCUGUCGCGGUCUUGUCGUUCAUCUCGGCUCUCCUAGUGCUGGCCCGUGGCAGCGACGAGUCCUCCCGUGCCUGUGCUGCCGUUCAGAGGUUUGAGAGGCUGGCCAAUGGCGCCGCCGAGUUUCUGAGAUACGUGGAGUUCAGCAGCCCGCGGAAGUGCAGCUUGUUCAGCCCUGUCGUUCGGAAGCUUGGUAAACAUGUGAACUGCGAUAUGUUGCAGCAGGGAGCCCGGCACAGUUUCCUGCGCGUUCGAUCCGAAAGUCCGGCAGAGGGUUGGGUAGAAAGCAAGCCUUGCUAUGCUUACGAGAAUCGUCGGGCGUCCGGGGAAAAAAUGUUACCGGUAUGAAAAUGAACAGGCAACAAGGCACGCGAUCGACUUCAGUCUAACUGUUGGAGUCAGGGUCACAGCAGGUUCCGUUUGGAAAGUGGUCACUCCAUUUGACGCUCAAAUCUGCGCGAAAGCAAGGAAACGAUUUUAGGGCUCCAAAUUGUAGACCGUGGCAUACUUGAUCGAGUCCAUAGUCGAAUUCAUAAUAUGCGCGUUGUUUGGAACUUCGUAUAGGCAAGUCAAAAGCUCUCGCUCUCUUUUGGUGUACCAUCCAGGUUAAUGUCCUCAAGGUUGAGGCUGCCUCCCAGAUAGGAUUGUUGGCUUUCACAUUAGUGGUAAAUAUAUCAUUUUUUUUACAUUUACAUAGCUUUUGCAUUCAAUGUAUAUGUGUAAUUCGCAAAAUCUGGACGAUGAUCCACUUAUUGACUAAAACACAAUAUCUAGUGCAACAUUC
This is a messenger RNA of Phragmites australis (common reed), 1217 nucleotides long. RefSeq lists its product as uncharacterized. The transcript has a single exon. Bases 119 to 781 code for a protein of 220 amino acids. Lineage: Eukaryota; Viridiplantae; Streptophyta; Magnoliopsida; Poales; Poaceae. The record is from RefSeq and is a predicted model, not a curated record.